GCAUCGUCGACGUCUUCGCAGUCGUCGCAUAUGCACACACAUAAUUACACACAUCUCAUCUUCGCGCGCCGCGCUUUUUUCGCCCUCUGAUAUGUAUUAAUAUCAUAAAUAUACACAUUCAUUAUUUAGUUGGACCAUUUAGUUAAUGGUCAGCCAGUCUUUCGCUGUCUGCCGAAAGGAUAGCAACUCAGUUCGGGGAAUAGAAAAUCUAAGCCGUUACUAAUCGGAGUAGUGCGGUCGGAUCUGUUUGGAACCAUUUCCUACUUCUUUCCUGAAGGAGAAAGUUAGCAGUGGGGAAAAGGAUUUUCUGCUAUUUUGUUGGAGAAUUUUGAGGAUUUUGUGGAAGAUUUGUUUUGGUGCCAUUGAUCAUCGGAUUAAUUAUCAUAAAGUGCCAAUCAAAGGAUAACCAUAUUUAAGUGCUUUUUUAAAACCUCAUAAGAAAUAUGUGAAUCAAAAGUGUGCCGCAACGGAUUUAAAAAUAAUUUCAGAAAAAAGAACCAGAACAACGGAAAAUUGUGCAAAAAGAAGAUAAAACAAGAAAUUUAAACAAAUCGAAGAGAUUCAAACGAAAAUUAUCAACCGAAAAUAAUAAAAGAGUUGCCGAUCCUAAUCGAAGCUGAAUUCGCCGCAAAUUGAAAAUUACUAUCAUUUGGGAAACUAAUUCCAGUGUGCAGAGGAAACAUAAUCGAAGAAGCCAGAAACAAGCCAAGUGUAUUUUGUUUCGGAACCCCUCGAAGCGGUUCGCGAUAAAGUGGAUUUGGGAAGUGCCGAUUUAGUGCUGUGUGUGUAAGGAUAAUCGUUUGGUUGAUCCUGUACGGUCAGAGGCAUACGUACUUUUGUUGGAGGCGCAGCGUGGCGAAAAUUGUAAUUUGGAUAUCGUCAACGAUCGAGCAGAGAAGACGACGUUGUGCUGUUGCUGCUUUCGAACGAGAUAUUAUUCUGUCACUACUAGAAUAUAAGAUUAUGCUUGGCUGAUUAGUACGCGGAUUGUCGGCGGUGGAGGCGGCGACGGCGACGAAAUCGUCGACGGGUCCCGAACCAGUUGGUUGGACCCAUUCUGCUGCUUGUAGCGGUGACCUUUUUCGGACCACGCAAGAAACAAAUGCUUUUGUGAUACAUAAACCGCACUCGAGCAGGCAACCAGUGCCCACCCUUCGUCGAUUUUUAUGGACCCAUUCAAUAGACGACGAUAGCACCUUUAGUAGCAGCCAAUAUGAAAUAUUUACAAGUUAUAGUAUUUAUUGUAGUUUACCACAUUAGUUUAUCCCAAUCAAGGCGGUUUGGAUUCCGCCGGCAUAAACGACAGUAUGGCAGUAAUCUAUACCUCCCGGAGAGCUAUAUUAUUCCGGGCGGCGAUGAUUCACCGGACGACCAGUGGGGGCCGUGGAGUUCCCCGUCGGAAUGUUCGCGCAGCUGUGGGGGCGGUGUGACCCACCAAACCCGAGAGUGUCUUAACACAAGUCCAGAUGGUCAGCCGCUGUGCCGCGGGGGAAGCAGAAAGUAUUUCUCCUGCAACAUACAGGACUGUCCGGAAGGUGAACCGGACUAUCGGAAGCAGCAAUGUUCCGAGUUCAAUAGUGUGCCUUUUGAGAACCACCGGUACCAGUGGGUCCCAUACACAAAGGCUCCGAAUCCUUGUGAGCUGAACUGCAUGCCCAUUGGAGAGCGGUUCUAUUACCGUCACAAGGCGAAGGUCACCGACGGAACGCGCUGUAAUGACGAAUCCUUCGAUGUCUGCGUUGAUGGAACAUGUCAAGCGGUAGGAUGCGAUAUGAUGCUCGGAUCGAAUGCGAAGGAGGACAAAUGUCGAACCUGUCAGGGAGACGGAAGCGGUUGCAAAACGGUGACCGGACUUUUGGACGCCAAUAACCUGCAGGUGGGCUACAACGAUCUUCUGUUGGUUCCGUCAGGGGCAACCAAUAUCGUAAUCAACGAACGGGGUCCGUCCAACAACUAUUUAGCUAUUCGAAACCUUACCGGUUUCUAUCACCUCAAUGGCAACUACCGAAUCGAUUUUCCCCGAGCGAUCCAUUUCGCUGGAAGCGAUUGGCAUUACGAGCGUAGACCACAGGGCUUCGCUGCUCCCGACAAGCUAACGUGCUUGGGACCUACCAAUGAAGCCGUGUAUUUGGUGUUGCUCUCCCAGGACCGCAACGUUGGUGUCAACUAUGAAUACAGUGUACCCUCGCAGUCCGCCCCAGUGGACGAGCCGGAUACGUACUCUUGGACCUACACGCAAUACGAACCGUGCUCGGUAAGCUGCGGAGGUGGAGUCCAGCACCGAAACGUGACUUGCAACAGCCGAACGACUUUGAAGCCGGUCAAGGAAGGAUUGUGCGACGCAUCCGCUCGACCUGCCGAAUCGCAGAAGUGCGCACAGGAAUCCUGCCCACCACAGUGGGUGGAAGGGUCGUGGGGUAACUGCUCCUUGCCUUGCGGAAGCGAAGGCAAGCAGACUCGGGAUGUGCACUGCGAGCAGGUUUCACCAGAAGGGGUGCCCGAAAAGGUUGAAGAUUCUACUUGUCUGGAGCGCGUGGGUAACAAGCCAGCUACAGAGCAGGAAUGCAAUCGUGGAACGAUUUGUCCUGAGUGGUACGUCGGAAAGUGGACUCCGUGUAACAAACUUUGUGGUGAGGGUGAACAAACGCGGAAAGUUACCUGCUAUCGAAAGGAGAACGGACGCAUUACGGUACUGGAUGACUCGGAAUGUGUUACAGAGAAGCCGGAGGAAAAGCAGAUGUGUAUGCUGCGGCCUUGUGAGGGCGUUGACUACAUCGCUUCGUCAUGGAGUGGGUGUGAAGAGUGCGGAUCCACGGUGGAAACUCGAACGGUAUACUGCGCAUCCAAGUCGGGAACUGUCUACGAUAACAAGUUCUGUGCGAACCGUGAAAUGCCGGAGCUGAAACGCGAAUGCAAAGCAACCCCAUGCGAGUACCAGUGGUUUACGUCCCAGUGGAAUAAGUGUUCGGCGGUUUGCGGUAAGGGGGUACAAACUCGUACCGUAGUGUGUGGAAUGUUUGACGGGCAAUCGUUGAAGCGGGCGGAUGAUGACUACAAGUGCGACGCCUCGUUGCGACCGGAAAAUGAAAGGGAAUGCGACGGACCGGCAGAGUGUCCUGGACAGUGGUUCACUGGACCAUGGUCCGAUUGCACUAAGGCAUGUGGAGGAGGAUUUAUGUCAAGGAAAGUGCUGUGCAUAGCGAAUGGAACUGUAGUCGCCGAGACGAACUGCAAGGUGGAUACCAUUGAGUUGAGCACAGAAUCCUGUAACAGCCAUGACUGCACAGAUGAUGAGAUCAUUCCGGUGGAUGUGACAAGUAAGCCAUUGGAGGAAGAUGAUUACGAUGACGAAGAAUGGUGUGACGAUGAGGACGAUGAAGCCACUGAAUCCCCCGACGGUGUUCUUAUGGUAACUGAUGACAGUACGCUCGUGGAUGGAAUUGAUCUUGAAUCGGUACAAGUAACAACAGAAUCUUCACUGGAGACGGAUGAAAUGAUGUUGAGUGAUGCAACUGGAUUUGAAACGGGUGCAACUGAUGCAGAUACCUCUACGGACGUGUCCACUAUUGAGGGAUCAGGUUUUGACAUUGAUGUGCGUCUAGGUGAAACCGAAUCUCUUGUGACGGGUGAGGGAUCAGGCGAUGAAGACGAAGUGAGUGCUACUACUGAAGCAGCAGAUGCUUCACUCGCAUCAGAAGCAACCGCUACAUCAGAUAGUGCUUCAGCUGGGUCAACCUUGGAAUCACUUUCAUCUGUUAAAGAUGCAUCAUCUGCAAGUACGGAGUCUUCAAGCACGGAUGUUUCAGGCACUUCUGCUGGUGUUACUGAAUCAUCGGCUUCUACUGAAAUUAGUUCCGAAGCCAGUAGUUCGGGAUCAUCUACUGAGGGUGUUUCGUCAGGUACUUCAGCAGAUACAACAACCGAGAGUUCAUCCUCGAGCAGCCCAUCGGAUACAACCUCCGAGAGUUCAAGUACGUCUAGCUCAUCUGAUACUACAGACCUUAGCUCCACAACUGAAUCGUCUUCAUCAACCGAUUCUUCCGACGCUUCCUCAGAUGCAUCAACUACUGAAUCAUCAUCCGGCACUACAGUUGAUUCAAGUGCUGCUUCAUCGGAAAGCUCGUCUGAGGGUACAACCAGCGGUUCGACGACUGAAUUGUCGAGUGACUCGUCAACAGAUGACGAUAUUGUUGAAGACUUCUCUACAGAAAGUUCCACUCUUAAUGCAGAAAGCAGUACAGAUUCUUCCGAUAGUACCGACUCGUCUGACGUCACUGAAGCAACUGAAGACUCUAGUUCUACUGUGCAAGGCUCAACAACUGAAUCAUCCGAUGCAACUACGGUUGCAGAAGAAACCCAAUCUACUGGACCAACCGAAUCGACCGUUACCGAGGAAACAUUGUCCACGCAAGAAUCAUCCAGCACUGAAGCUGCAUCGACAGUAUCUUCCGUCAGUGAUGCAUCAGAAUCAAGCGAAGCGUCCACCGAAAGUUCUACAGAUGUUAGCGAUUCAUCUACCGAUUCAAGCGUCGAUCUGGAAAUUAGCACAUUUGACAUUUGGAAUCGGGCAGGCGAAGAUGACGAAAGCAGCACACCUUACACACUCAGCUCGAUCAUAUCGAAGGAACAGAAACCGCGAAAAUGCAAACCAAGGCCACACACCCCGCUGUGCGCCAAAUCCAAGUUUGGAUGCUGUCCGGACGGAAAAACUAAGGCGGAAGGACCAUUCGAUGAGGGAUGUCCACUGCCAGAAACAUGUAAGGAAACUAAACACGGCUGCUGCCCGGAUGGCGUGUCUCCGGCUAAGGGUCCAAAGAACAGGGGUUGUCCGAAAUCGGAAUGUGAAGAGACUCUGUUUGGUUGCUGCCCAGAUAAAGUCACCCCGUCUGAAGGCAACGACUUCGAGGGUUGUCCAGUGGAGACGACUACGGUGGCUGGCUGCGUGCUCAGCAAACACGGUUGUUGCGCAGAUGGCGCUACCGAAGCCAAGGGACCCAACUACAAAGGCUGCCCAGGAGUUAAGGAACCAGAGGAAGAUAAACCUGUCGAUCAGGUUACGGAUGAACCGGUGGAAGUUGGAUGCGCAGGAUCGACCCAUGGAUGCUGCUCAGAUAAUGUUACAGAGGCAACUGGACCAAACGGAGAAGGAUGCGAAACUUGUGCCAAGGAACCGUUCGGAUGUUGUCCGGAUGGAAAAACACCGGCCCAUGGUUGGAAUAGGGAAGGAUGCUGUUUGGAAACGCCAUACGGAUGCUGCCCCGACAAUAUCAAUCCUGCCCGUGGACCUGGCUUGGAAGGCUGUGGAUGUGAGUACUCACCAUAUGGGUGCUGUCCAGAUAACACGACAUCGGCGAGAGGUCACGACAAUAGGGGUUGCGGCUGUCAGUAUGCCGAAUUCGGUUGCUGUCCAGAUAAGGAAACAGAAGCCACUGGACCCGAAUUCGCUGGAUGCCCAUGCCAUGCAUUCCAGUUCGGAUGUUGCCCAGAUGGCCUCACUGCGGCGAAGGGACCGCACAACCAUGGCUGCCAUUGCUCGUACAGCGAGUUCAAGUGUUGCUCAGAUGGACAGACAGCUGCCCAGGGACCGAACUUCGAGGGAUGCACAUGCGCUACCAGCAAGUACGGAUGCUGUCCGGACGGAGUCAACGAAGCCCAAGGUACUAAGUUCGAAGGAUGUGAAGUCGUGCCCGAAUCGCCACAGAAGGCAUGCGUCCUCAAGAAGGAUAUGGGAACGUGCCACAACUACACUGUCAAGUACUUCUUCGAUGUGGAAUACGGAGGUUGUGGAAGGUUCUGGUAUGGUGGAUGUGACGGAAACAAGAACCGCUUCGACACAGCCGAAGACUGCAAGGAUGUUUGCGAGAUGCCCGAAGGAAAGGAUAGAUGUCAGCUACCGAAGAUUCCCGGACCCUGCACUGGAUAUUAUCCGAUGUGGUACUACGAUACGGACAGGAACACUUGCGCCCAGUUCACAUACGGUGGAUGUCUGGGCAAUGCCAAUCGGUUCGAAACGCUCGAAGAAUGCAAGGGAACUUGCGUGGUGGAUGAUUCAGUCCCUCCAUGUGAUCAGCCACAGGAAGCCGGACCGUGCAAUGGACAGUUUGAACGAUGGUACUAUGAGAAGGCAAGUGAUUCUUGCGAGCCCUUCUUAUUCGGUGGCUGCAAAGGAAACAAAAAUAACUACCCAACGGAGAGUUCCUGUACCUAUCACUGCAAGAAACCCGGAGUUCACAAGCCUAGCUGCACAUUGCCAAUGGAGGCUGGCAGUUGUGAUGGCAAGCUGGCCCGUUGGCACUUUGCCAGGGAUGAUAAUAAAUGCAUGCCCUUCUACUUCACCGGUUGUGGUGGGAAUCAUAAUCAGUUUGUCUCGCUGGAUGAGUGCGAAGAGCAGUGUCCACCGAAGGUCGAGAAAGACAUCUGCUUCCUGCCGGCCGAGAUUGGCGAAUGCCAGAACUACACCGCCCAUUGGUACUUCGACACGAAGGAGUCACGCUGCCGACAGUUCUACUAUGGUGGAUGCGGUGGCAAUGGAAACAACUUUGCCGAUGAACAGGCCUGCGUUAGUCGAUGCGUCCAUGGUGGCGAGAAACCGGCAGAACCUGUCCAACCGGAGCAACCACCUCACAGGGAGGAAUUCGACAGUCGACUGUGCUUCCUGGAGGUGGACUCGGGUGAUCGCAGUUGCCAGCAGCAUGAACGACGGUACCAUUAUGACCGAAGCAUGGGAACCUGCAUGGACUUCACCUACACCGGAUGUGGUGGCAAUGAGAACAAUUUCGUUAGCUAUGAAGAGUGUGAUGAGUCAUGCGGACGAGUCGAAGAUGCUUGCACGCUACGACCAGUGUACGGACGCUGUGCAGAGAAUGAAACCCGAUGGUACUACGAUCAACGCAGCCAACGUUGUCACACGUUCUCUUACAGUGGAUGUCAAGGUAAUGCAAAUAACUUCAACACGGAGCAGGAUUGCGAACGACAAUGCAGAGCUGAACCGGCCCCGGCACCUGAACAGGAGCGUGAGCCAGAACGCGUACCGGAACAGCCUGCACAACCCACAGGAAGUGUUUGCGAUGAGCCAUAUGACUACGGUACCGGAGAUAGUCCCAUUAUUCUGUACGUGUUCAACAAAGAGCGAUCGUCGUGCGAACAGAACUACUACAGCGGAGAGGGUGGUAACGGAAACAGGUUUGACUCGCAGGAACAGUGCGAGCGGCAAUGCGGGGAGUACCGUGGAGUCGAUGUUUGUCAGGAUGCCAAGGACGCUGGUCCCUGUGAGGAAACUAUUCCCCGGUUCUACUACGACACACGAACGAGAACAUGCCAUCCAUUCAACUACAGUGGCUGCGAAGGCAAUGGAAACCGAUUUGCCACGGCUCAAGAGUGCGAGUCGACUUGCGUGGAUAAACAUGUCGAAAACGAAGUCGAUCCCUGCGAGAGCUACAACGAAGAGUGCCGACAGAUCCAUUGUCCGUAUGGCAUUGCCCGAUCGUAUGACCCAAGCAAUGACUGUGAGAGAUGCUCCUGUGAAGAGCCUUGUGCCGCUGUACGAUGCCCAGCCGGUACCGAAUGUGCCGUGGAUCUACAGAGUGACUAUCGCGACGGGGCCACUUUUGUGGCCAUAUGCCGUCCUACGAGCAAAGAUGGCGAAUGUCCUCAACUGGCUAACGCAACGGUUUGCCAGGAUGCUUGCCGAACGGAUGCCGACUGCCGCAGUGAUAACAAGUGUUGUCAAGCUGGAUGUGCUACGGUUUGUGUGCCGCCUGCAGAACAACCGCCGGUGGAUUCAAGACCGUCUUAUCCUACGGGAGAUCCUGCUCCACCAGUAUUAGAUACGGUGCCAGAGGAAGAGCUCGAUAUCAAGUCCGAAGAGGGAGGCAUUGCGAUCCUGAGAUGUUACGCCACUGGAUUCCCACCGCCAUCGAUCCGUUGGAAGAAGGGAGAAGUUGUUUUGAACACCAAUCAAGGACGAUUCGUGCUAACGUCGAGCGGAGACCUGCAGAUCGUUCAGCUUCAUCGCACAGAUAGUGGAACCUACGUUUGCAUUGCCGACAACGGAGUAGGAGAUCCAGUUUUCAGAGAGGUCAAACUGCAGGUGAACGACCCUGUUCCACGGGAUGCCUACAUCGUGGGUGAACACAACGCUACCCAGGUGGUGGAAUUGAACGAACCGGCAAUGCUGCGCUGCCCUGCCGGUGGAUAUCCGAAACCUAUCGUAACAUGGUGGAGGGAAACCUUUAUGAUGCCGAUCAAGCUAAUCAAUCGUGACUACUCACUCGAAUUCACUCGUGUGCGACUAUCCGAUCUCGGUCCCUAUGUUUGCCAAGCCUACUCUGGUGCUGGUAAGGGUAUUUCCCGAACGGUUACCCUAAAGGCCUAUGGACCUGUCCAGAUUUCUGAUCCGGUGGAUGAAAAAUAUCUCCGCUAUAUUGUCCACGCUCGCCCCACCCAUGCCCCUACCUACCGACCAAGACCACUUCCCCCACAAUAUCCUCGCCCAACUCCUCCGAUAGUUCACACACCACCUCCCCCACCAGUUUAUGUUCCAGAACCAGUGGCAGUAACGGCCCGCCAGGAGCUACCAUACGGUACCCAAUUCGCCCCGAACAGCAACAUCACUAUCGGAUGUAAGGUCGAUGGCUACCCGCGACCAACGGUGAACUGGUACAAAGACGGCCGAAUCGUGGAACCCACGAACCGUAUUCACAUUGACGAUGACCACACGCUGAACGUGUUUGGUGCCCUACCGACGGAUUCGGGAGCGUACAAAUGCCUAGCGCGGAACGAGCACUCCGAAGCAUUCGAAGAAAACAAUAUCCGAGUGGAAGGUGUCUUCAUCCCAACCGGCUGUACGGACAACCCAUUCCUGGCCAAGUGCGCCCUGAUCGUGCAGGCUCGCUUCUGCAACCACAAGUACUACGCGCGAUUCUGCUGUAAGUCUUGCACGCUAGCAGGACAACUGCGCCAUUGAGCAAUUGGAAGCUAAAUUGGAGCUCCGAAUGCGGAGCUGAUGAUCGAAUCGAACUUGUCUGUGUGCCGAAUGCGAAUGAGAGACCGCGUGUGUGAUUCCGCUGCUUUCAGUGUAGUGUUCCGUUAGUUUUAGGUAGUAGCCUUAGCAGCAAUUAACUCCUACCAGGUUAAGAUGAAACUCGAACGAAAUUUCCAAAGUUAAUUAUUAUUAGUCAAAUCGUUUUGAACCUUGCGCAACUGGUUUUUCUUCGAAGAAUUUCGUUCCAUCCUAGCUGCUAGGUAAGUCGAACCAAUCGCGAUCGUUCCCCCCGACAUACUCUCAUCGCUUCUAACUUAUGGUGCAGAAGAGACAACGCUAAAAACCAAAUUCAUUAGCAGUUAUUAGUAAUCUUACUCAUUUUUCCUCUAAAACUAAAUUCUAUGUUAGGUCAAACGAAACUUUCCAGAAAUGCAUUUAACUCUUUUUAGAUUCUUCCUUUUUUACAAUUAACUUGUUUGGAUCAAUUCCCUUGUUUCCAUUUUUUCAUCCAACAUAGGGUAUCAUAUGUUAGAAAAGAAAAGAUCUGUUGAAUCGCUAACUGGAAACAGAGCAAAUUACAUGUAAGUGAAACAUUGUGUACAUAUUUAUUGAUAGUGAAGCAAAUAAAAUAGGAAGUAUUCACGGUUUGCCACAAAAGAAUAAUUACUUCUGUUACGCUCGAUAGAUGUUACGCCGCUUUUCUGUACGAUAAAUUAACUGGAACUAAUAAAUGCAAUCGAUGAAAACA
Molecule: messenger RNA, 9731 nt
Organism: Armigeres subalbatus
Lineage: Eukaryota; Metazoa; Arthropoda; Insecta; Diptera; Culicidae
Gene: Ppn
Product: papilin
Exons: 18
Coding region: 1214-8965 (2583 amino acids)
Biological process (GO): proteolysis; extracellular matrix organization
Cellular component (GO): extracellular region; extracellular matrix
Molecular function (GO): serine-type endopeptidase inhibitor activity; metalloendopeptidase activity
Source: RefSeq, a predicted model, not a curated record